This is a messenger RNA of Myotis lucifugus (little brown bat), 3359 nucleotides long. RefSeq names its product exportin 1 (gene XPO1). Gene Ontology annotation, biological process: protein export from nucleus; ribosomal large subunit export from nucleus; ribosomal small subunit export from nucleus. The coding region runs from base 7 to 3222 and encodes 1071 amino acids. NCBI's taxonomy places the organism in Eukaryota, Metazoa, Chordata, Mammalia, Chiroptera, Vespertilionidae. The record is from RefSeq and is a predicted model, not a curated record. Gene Ontology annotation, cellular component: nucleus; cytoplasm. Gene Ontology annotation, molecular function: nuclear export signal receptor activity; small GTPase binding. The transcript has 24 exons.
UAAUCUAUGCCAGCAAUUAUGACAAUGUUAGCAGACCAUGCAGCUCGUCAGCUGCUUGAUUUCAGCCAAAAACUGGAUAUCAACCUUUUAGACAAUGUGGUGAAUUGCUUAUACCAUGGAGAAGGAGCCCAGCAAAGAAUGGCUCAAGAAGUACUGACACAUUUAAAGGAGCAUCCUGAUGCAUGGACAAGAGUCGAUACAAUUUUGGAAUUUUCACAGAAUAUGAACACGAAAUAUUAUGGACUACAAAUUUUGGAAAAUGUGAUAAAAACAAGAUGGAAGAUUCUUCCGAGGAACCAGUGUGAAGGAAUAAAAAAAUACGUUGUUGGCCUUAUUAUCAAGACCUCAUCUGAUCCAACUUGUGUAGAGAAGGAAAAAGUAUAUAUCGGAAAAUUGAAUAUGAUUCUUGUUCAGAUACUGAAACAGGAAUGGCCAAAACACUGGCCAACUUUUAUCAGUGACAUUGUUGGAGCAAGUAGGACCAGUGAGAGUCUCUGUCAGAAUAAUAUGGUGAUUCUUAAACUCUUGAGUGAAGAAGUAUUUGAUUUCUCUAGUGGACAGAUAACCCAAGUGAAAGCUAAGCAUUUAAAAGACAGCAUGUGCAAUGAGUUCUCACAAAUCUUUCAGCUGUGCCAGUUUGUGAUGGAAAAUUCCCAAAAUGCUCCACUUGUACAUGCAACAUUGGAAACGUUACUCAGAUUUCUUAACUGGAUUCCACUGGGAUAUAUUUUUGAGACCAAGUUAAUCAGCACAUUAAUUUAUAAGUUCCUGAAUGUUCCAAUGUUUCGAAAUGUCUCUCUGAAGUGCCUCACUGAGAUUGCUGGUGUGAGUGUAAGCCAAUAUGAGGAACAAUUUGUCACGCUAUUUACACUGACAAUGAUGCAGCUAAAACAGAUGCUUCCUUUAAAUACCAAUAUUCGACUUGCAUACUCAAAUGGAAAAGAUGAUGAACAGAACUUCAUUCAAAAUCUCAGUUUGUUUCUCUGCACGUUUCUUAAGGAACAUGGUCAACUUAUAGAAAAAAGACUAAAUCUCAGGGAAACACUCAUGGAGGCCCUUCAUUAUAUGUUGUUGGUAUCAGAAGUGGAAGAAACGGAAAUCUUUAAGAUUUGUCUUGAGUACUGGAAUCAUUUGGCAGCUGAACUCUAUAGAGAGAGCCCAUUCUCUACGUUGGCCUCUCCGUUACUAUCUGGAAGUCAGCAUUUUGAUGUUCCUCCCAGGAGGCAGUUGUAUUUGCCUGUGUUAUCCAAGGUUCGUUUAUUGAUGGUUAGUCGUAUGGCUAAACCAGAGGAAGUAUUGGUUGUAGAAAAUGAUCAGGGUGAAGUUGUAAGGGAAUUCAUGAAGGAUACAGAUUCCAUAAAUUUGUAUAAGAAUAUGAGAGAAACAUUAGUUUAUCUUACUCAUCUGGAUUAUGUAGAUACAGAAAGAAUAAUGACUGAAAAGCUUCACAAUCAAGUGAAUGGUACAGAAUGGUCAUGGAAAAAUUUAAAUACAUUGUGUUGGGCAAUAGGCUCCAUUAGUGGAGCAAUGCAUGAAGAGGAUGAAAAACGAUUUCUUGUUACUGUUAUAAAGGAUCUAUUAGGAUUAUGUGAACAGAAAAGAGGCAAAGAUAAUAAAGCUAUAAUUGCAUCAAAUAUCAUGUACAUAGUAGGUCAAUAUCCAAGAUUUUUAAGAGCUCACUGGAAAUUUUUAAAGACUGUUGUUAACAAGCUGUUUGAAUUCAUGCAUGAGACCCAUGAUGGAGUCCAAGACAUGGCUUGUGAUACUUUCAUUAAAAUAGCCCAGAAGUGCCGCAGGCAUUUUGUUCAGGUUCAGGUUGGAGAAGUAAUGCCGUUUAUUGAUGAGAUUUUGAACAAUAUUAACACUAUAAUUUGUGAUCUUCAACCUCAACAGGUCCAUACAUUUUAUGAAGCUGUGGGGUACAUGAUUGGUGCACAGACAGACCAAACAGUACAAGAACAUUUGAUAGAAAAAUACAUGCUGCUUCCUAAUCAAGUUUGGGAUAGCAUAAUCCAGCAGGCAACCAAAAAUGUGGAUAUACUUAAAGAUCCUGAAACAGUUAAGCAGCUUGGUAGCAUAUUGAAAACAAAUGUGAGAGCCUGCAAAGCUGUUGGACACCCCUUUGUAAUUCAGCUUGGGAGAAUUUACUUGGAUAUGCUUAAUGUAUACAAGUGCCUCAGUGAAAAUAUAUCUGCAGCUAUUCAAGCUAAUGGUGAAAUGGUUACAAAGCAACCGUUGAUUAGAAGUAUGCGAACAGUAAAAAGGGAAACUUUAAAGUUAAUAUCUGGUUGGGUGAGCCGGUCCAAUGAUCCACAGAUGGUAGCUGAAAAUUUUGUUCCUCCUUUGUUGGAUGCAGUUCUCAUUGAUUAUCAGAGAAAUGUCCCAGCUGCUAGAGAACCAGAAGUGCUUAGUACCAUGGCUAUUAUCGUCAACAAGUUGGGAGGACAUAUAACAGCUGAAAUACCUCAAAUAUUUGAUGCUGUUUUUGAAUGCACAUUGAAUAUGAUAAAUAAGGACUUUGAAGAAUAUCCUGAGCACAGAACGAACUUUUUCUUACUACUUCAGGCUGUCAAUUCUCAUUGUUUCCCAGCAUUUCUGGCUAUUCCACCUGCACAGUUUAAACUUGUUUUAGAUUCCAUUAUUUGGGCUUUCAAACAUACUAUGAGGAAUGUUGCAGAUACAGGCUUACAGAUCCUUUUUACACUUUUGCAAAAUGUUGCACAAGAAGAAGCUGCAGCUCAGAGUUUUUAUCAAACUUAUUUUUGUGAUAUUCUUCAACAUAUCUUUUCUGUUGUGACAGACACCUCACAUACUGCCGGUUUGACGAUGCAUGCGUCAAUACUUGCAUAUAUGUUCAAUUUGGUUGAAGAAGGAAAAAUAAGUACACCAUUAAAUCCUGGGAAUCCAGUUAACAACCAAAUGUUUAUUCAGGAAUAUGUGGCUAAUCUCCUUAAGUCUGCAUUCCCUCAUCUGCAAGAUGCUCAAGUAAAGCUCUUUGUGACAGGGCUUUUCAGUUUAAAUCAGGAUAUUCCUGCUUUCAAGGAACAUCUUAGGGAUUUCCUAGUUCAAAUAAAGGAGUUUGCAGGUGAAGAUACAUCUGACCUGUUUUUGGAAGAAAGAGAAACAGCCCUCCGACAGGCUCAGGAAGAGAAACAUAAACUUCAAAUGUCUGUCCCUGGCAUCCUUAAUCCACAUGAAAUUCCAGAAGAAAUGUGUGAUUAAAAUGGGAAGUCAUGCUGGGGUUUGAUUUUUCUCUGCAACUUUUGUUAGCAGAAGAAAACAGCAUCUGGAUAUUUGUCGACCAAAAUGAUGCCAAUUUGUAAAUUAAAAUGUCACCUAGUGGCCCUUUUUCUUAUGUG